Messenger RNA from [Torrubiella] hemipterigena, 582 nucleotides. NCBI's taxonomy places the organism in Eukaryota, Fungi, Ascomycota, Sordariomycetes, Hypocreales, Clavicipitaceae. The record is from the annotation of a GenBank genome assembly.
AUGAUGUUCACCAACACCAUUGUCGCCAUCUCCGCUGUAUGCAGCGUCGCGAUGGCCUCUCCCAUGGCCACUGUCGACAAAGCCGCGGAUAGCCCUACGUUCUACCUCAUCCGCCACGCGGAGAAGAAUAGCGAUGGAACUAUUUCCUCGCGCGGCAUGCAGCGUGAGCAGUGCCUAGUCAAGCUCUUUGGCAAGGACAGCAAGUACAACAUCCAGCACAUCAUGGUGCAGACACCCCACUCUGGUGGUAAGUCGAUUCCUGCCCCAAUUUCAGAUGCUCGCACCCAGCGCCCCUACAACACCACGCUGCCCCUGGCCCAGUCUCUCGGUAUCACCAUUGACCACCCCUGCGAAUACACGGACCCAUCCUGCGCCGGCAAGCGUGCCAGAGAGUACACUGGUCCUGGAAACGUCCUGAUUGCCUGGGAGCACGUGUAUCUCCCCAAGGUUGCUGCAGCCAUUGGCGGAGCCAAGAAUGUCCCCGAGAACCCAAGCUCUCACUUUGACUACAUUUACAACCUGCCCUCACCUUACACCAAGGUCACUAUCACCUCUGAGAGCUGCCCUGGUCUAGACAACUAA